AUGGCGGCAGCGUCAUUCAGGUACUUAGUGCAGCUACACAAGGACGUCCCCAAAGCGGCGAGAUUCUACUCCGAGGGCUUGGGGUUCACCGUCAAUGUCUGCACUCUCCGGUGGGCCGAGCUUCAUUCCGGCCAGCUCAAACUUGCGCUCAUGCAUUCUCCCAGUGAAAAUGUUGAGCAAAAGGGUUAUUCAGCUCUGCUAUCGUUUACAGUUACUGACAUCAAUAGUACCGUGACAAAAUUGAUGACCUUGGGCGCAGAAUUGGAUGGGCCAAUUAAAUACGAAAUACACGGAAAGUUGGCGGCAAUGAAAUGUGCUGAUGGGCACGUGCUGGGACUUUACGAGCCCUCUUAG
Molecule: messenger RNA, 354 nt
Organism: Striga hermonthica
Lineage: Eukaryota; Viridiplantae; Streptophyta; Magnoliopsida; Lamiales; Orobanchaceae
Source: the annotation of a GenBank genome assembly